AAAGAAGAGCUUUCACAACAGCCUCUCUCUCUUUCUUUCUCUCGCGUUCUCUUUCACGCGCAAACUGUAUUAUCCCUCUCACACGCGCGAGCUUAGUUUUUUAUGAUACACAAAAGAUUAAAACAAGAAAGACUUUUACUACUUCUCAAAUUCUCCAAUUAUCAUAAACCUGGAAAAUGGGCUGUCUAUUUCCCCGAAUGGACAGACUGUUGACUUUUUGUGUCUCGCUGUGACAGGCACGUCAGGCAGUAAAGAUCCGCCCCUCGGCGGUGUUCAGCAGCGCUCUGUGCAUCACUCUCAAACGCUAAUUCCACCGGGACAGACGCAACUUCGGUCCGCACGCGGAGCGGAGGAGACGCACACGAAAUGACACCAAUGGCUGCGCUUGUGUUCAUAGCGACUUUUGCGCUAAUAAUCUGGAUACCGACUUUCACAUUAACCGCACGGGUCUACCCCCCUAAUGAAGUGACACUGCUGGACUCGAGAACUGUGCAAGGAGAACUGAAAUGGGUUGCGAGUCCGACGGAAGGAGGGUGGGAAGAGGUGAGCAUCAUGGAUGAGAAGAAUAUACCAAUCAGGACGUACCAGGUAUGCAACGUAAUGGAACCCAACCAGAACAACUGGCUCCGAACAGACUGGAUCCCCCGUGGCGGAGCUCAACGCGUCUACAUCGAGAUCAAAUUCACCCUCCGUGACUGCAACAGCUUGCCAGGAGUCAUGGGAACUUGCAAGGAGACCUUUAACCUCUACUACUAUGAGUCCAACAAUGACAAAGAGCGGUACAUCCGAGAGAACCAGUUCACCAAAAUCGACACCAUCGCGGCCGAUGAGAGCUUCACGCAGGUCGACAUAGGAGACCGCAUCAUGAAGCUGAACACGGAAGUGCGGGAUGUAGGAAUUUUGACACGGAAGGGCUUCUACUUGGCCUUCCAGGACGUCGGGGCCUGCAUCGCCCUCGUAUCCGUACGGAUCUUCUAUAAGAAAUGCCCCCUCACUGUACGCAACCUGGCCCAGUUUCCAGACACCACCACCGGUGCGGACACCUCAUCACUAGUGGAGGUACGCGGAUCUUGUGUGGACAAUUCAGAGGAACGUGAGGUCCCUAAAAUGUACUGCGGAGCAGAUGGAGAAUGGCUGGUGCCUAUUGGAAACUGUUUGUGUAACCCUGGCUAUGAGGAACACGGGGGAACAUGCCAAGGUAAGAGCUCGGAUAACUCCCAUGCUCGAGUUUUUCCAACAGAGCGUUUCACCUGGUUAUGUUAUGAAACGAGAUUUAUGCACCUCCCAUGUGAAAAGUAAAAAAAAAGAAAAAAC
Molecule: messenger RNA, 1314 nt
Organism: Pimephales promelas (fathead minnow)
Lineage: Eukaryota; Metazoa; Chordata; Actinopteri; Cypriniformes; Leuciscidae
Source: RefSeq, a predicted model, not a curated record